Molecule: messenger RNA, 378 nt
Organism: Vicia faba (fava bean)
Lineage: Eukaryota; Viridiplantae; Streptophyta; Magnoliopsida; Fabales; Fabaceae
Source: the annotation of a GenBank genome assembly
AUGGCUAAGAAACUUGGAGGGAUCUUGGGGAUUUUCGAGGAAAUGGAUCAAAAGGAAGCUCAUCGAAAUAGUUGUUUCCUCCGAAUCAAGGUCAAGAUGGAUCUAAAAAAACCUCUGAAGCCUGGCACAAUCGUUAGAUUUAAGGAGAGACUUGGUCACCAGCUGAAAGAUUGUGAAGUUAUAGAGAACAUGUGGGACGAAAUCUUUGAAGACAUUGAGGAUCAAGAUUUAUCGUUUGGUCUCUGGCUCAGGGAAUCACCUCUUCCUUGUGUUUUUGAUGAGCCAAAGGGAAAGGAUUCUAGCUCAGGUACUUAUAUCAAUAAUAUUUUUAAUAUUUCAUCAGGUCAAAGGAAGUGUGGGUCCAAAGGCAAAUAUUAA